AUGCCGCUCCUCGCGGCCUCCGCCGCCCGCCUGGCGCCCCUCGUGUCGCUGCUCGCGGCGUGCGGCUGCGCGCCGUGCGGGGGCACGGAGCUCUCCAGGGGCCAAGAGGCGUGCCGGCGCGACGAGCUGCUCGAGAGCCACGUGUCGCUCCUGCAGAGGGGGCACGGCGUCGCCGCGCCGGCGGCGCCGGCGGGGCCAGCGGCGCCGAGGGCGCCGCUGGCCUCCAGGCCGCAGACGGCGGCGCCCCCUCCGGCGGGCGCCUCCGCCGCGCCUCCGGCGCUGCCCAGCGCCCCUGCCGGUGCCUCCAGCGCGCCGGGCGCCGGCGCCAGCGCGCCGAGCGGCGCGCCGAGCGGCGGCGGCGGGCUCGCGGAGCUGGUGAGGGCGGUGGCCGCCAUCGCGGCGGAGGCCACGGCGCUGGCCGGCGAGGGCGCUGUCGCGGGGCUGCCGGGCGCCACCGCCGAGCGCCCCGCCGGCGCGGCCGCGCCCGCGGUGCCCUCAGCCUCGGAGGACGAGUCCCUCGCCACCCCCGCGCUGCUGGGGGGCGCGCUCGGGGCCGUGAUCGGCACCGCCGCCGGCGCGGGCUGA
This is a messenger RNA of Prorocentrum cordatum, 585 nucleotides long. The record is from the annotation of a GenBank genome assembly. Lineage: Eukaryota; Dinophyceae; Prorocentrales; Prorocentraceae.